This is a messenger RNA of Daktulosphaira vitifoliae (grape phylloxera), 359 nucleotides long. RefSeq names its product blood vessel epicardial substance-like. The transcript has 2 exons. Lineage: Eukaryota; Metazoa; Arthropoda; Insecta; Hemiptera; Phylloxeridae. Gene Ontology annotation, molecular function: cAMP binding. Gene Ontology annotation, cellular component: sarcolemma. The record is from RefSeq and is a predicted model, not a curated record. The annotation marks the transcript as partial.
AUGUACUGUUCUGAAUACGGUUUUGAUUAUUGGGCUUCACUAUUUUUAGGAUUUAUAUUGUCAAGUAUAUGGGCUUCCACGGAUGUCUGUGCCAUGGAUGCACUAAUUUGGUACUGUUUAAUGGCCUUGGUGAAUGGAGUGUAUACCGUCAAGCUAUGCAAAAAGUUUAUGCCUCCAACAUUAUCAACAGAGUUGAUGGAACUGUAUCUACGAGUGUUGAAACCGCUUAAAAUUAGUCAAAAACAUUUCCGAGAGCUUACUCGUGAAGCAUCUAUUAUGGAAUUGACUCCUGGACAAUGUUACGCUGUUGAGGAUGUCACUGCCAGCAAUGAACGCUUAUCAAUUUUACUCAGGGGCAG